AUGGUAGAUGCACGAGGCCUAGACAACCCUCACGAGGAGGAAGCAGAAGUCAUCUCCAGACAUCUGGACUCUCGAUUUACUGGGGCUCCUGACGGCAUCGUUGAUGUGCGGGCUGGGUCAACUGCGGAUCACGAUGAUAACCAACAAUCGUCUCUCAAACUGCUAGGAGGCGAUGUACAUCGUGACCUCUAUCGUAUUGAAGCUCGCUCGAAGCGGGCCGGAUUGGAUCAGCGCGCAGCAACAUUUUCGCACCUCCCCAGGCUGGAAACAGACAAUGACAACGAUGUCGAUAUUCCUAUCCGCAAUAAACCGGGAGCGUUCCGCCGGCAGUUCAUAGGGCGAAACAGGCGUGCCUUCAUGAAUCGGGUUACGCCGAGUAGUUUCGUGAAGUUUUUGGAAUUAUACGGCAGAUUUGCUGGUGAGGAUCUGGACGAGUCGGAAGAGGAGACACAUGCUGGAAGUGCUGGGACGCCGGGGCGCGAAGAACACCCGGAAAGAAGACCAUUGCUUGCAGGGCCUAAAACCUCUACAGGGGAUGCCUCGGACUUAAAAACAUUCUUCACUCUUCUCAAAGCCUUCAUAGGAACAGGCAUUGUUUUCCUCCCGAAGGCGUUCCGCAACGGCGGCAUACUCUUUUCACCCAUCGCUCUUCUCACGGUCUCAAUAUUGGCGUCCGUUUCUUUCCACUUGUUGCUCGAAUGCCGGCGACGGUAUGGCGGUGGGUACGGCGAUAUUGGAGAAUGUAUUGGCGGGUGGCAUCUUCGCACACUUAUUCGCGUUUCGGUCGUAACUACGCAGCUUGGAUUCGUGUGCGCUGCUAUUGCUUUUACUGCGGAAAAUUUGCGUUCAUUUGUGGAAGGCGUUGCGGCCUACAAUAUAAGUACGCCGUCCAUUACCGCAAUCAUCGCCCUGCAGUUAGUCAUCCUUGUGCCUCUUGCGUUAGUUCGCAAAAUUUCUCGACUUGGGCUAGUGGCAUUAGUUGCGGAUGUCUUCAUCUUUUUCGCCAUUGGAUACAUUUACAACUACGAUACUUCGACGAUUUCCCGCCAUGGUUUCGAGCCCACAGUUACCCUUUUCGACACCAAGACAUUUACCCUGACGAUUGGGUCGUCCAUAUUCAUGUUUGAGGGAAUAGGCCUGAUCCUUCCCAUACAAUCUUCGAUGUCACAACCAGAUCAUUUUGAUCGCAUCCUCUACAGUGUCAUGGCCCUUAUAACCUUUCUUUUUGCUUCCGUCGGGAUUUUAUCAUACGGAGCAUUUGGCAGUCAGACAAUGAUCAAUAUCAUGGACAACUUCCCGCAGUCGGAUAAGUUAGUCAACUUUGUCCGGUUAUCCUUCUCGCUAGCCGUGCUUGUGGGCACCCCAGUGCAGCUUUUUCCUGCCUUGCGGAUCAUGGAGGAAAGGUUAUUUGACAGCGCCUCUGGUCGUCGAAGCCACCACACGAAGUGGAAGAAAAAUAUUUUCAGAACCGGUAUUGUUCUUCUCUGUGGUAUAAUUGCAGCACUGGGCGCCAAGAACUUAGAUCAGUUUGUUGCUUUGGUAGGAUCCAUUCUAUGUGUUCCAUUGAUCUUUGUUUAUCCGGCGUAUCUGCAUUGGAAAGGUAUCGCGAGGUCACGGUGGGCAAAAGGAAGCGAUAUUCUGAUAUUUAUCAUGGGGGUUGUUUGUAUGAUAUAUACGACUAUGGUGACCUUAUCUGUACAGUUUAGCUGA
This is a messenger RNA of Penicillium lagena, 1710 nucleotides long. RefSeq names its product putative amino acid transporter. The transcript has a single exon. NCBI's taxonomy places the organism in Eukaryota, Fungi, Ascomycota, Eurotiomycetes, Eurotiales, Aspergillaceae. Gene Ontology annotation, molecular function: amino acid transmembrane transporter activity. Gene Ontology annotation, biological process: amino acid transmembrane transport. The coding region runs from base 1 to 1710 and encodes 569 amino acids. The record is from RefSeq and is a predicted model, not a curated record.